Molecule: messenger RNA, 1321 nt
Organism: Ostrinia furnacalis (Asian corn borer)
Lineage: Eukaryota; Metazoa; Arthropoda; Insecta; Lepidoptera; Crambidae
Exons: 5
Coding region: 1-828 (275 amino acids)
Source: RefSeq, a predicted model, not a curated record
AUGAUUUGGAGUUGUGAUGAUUGGCUUUCUUUCUUUUACGGCCGGUUGCCACCUGACGCCAAGACUGUCACUCACUGCGGAGUGUGUGUGAGCGCCGCCGUUGGCCCCGAAGGGUUCUUCCGCCACCAUCUCUUCUGUAAGCCCCAGCCCAGACUCACAGCACUGCUGCAGCCUCUGCUCCGAGGAUGUCGAAGAAGCCCGCAGCAGGGGUUUUAUAUCGCAGUGUCCUUCUGCGGCCUUUUGACAUUGCAGUUGAAUAUUCAAGCAGCAGGAGCUACAGCAGACAUCUCCGCGCUGGCCGGCUUCGAGGUGCUGCUGGACGGCGCGCCGCUGCAGCUGCUGUUCACGCACAAGGUACAACUAGCGUCUAGUGCAGUUGCAGCAGGAGCUACAGCAGACAUCUCCGCGCUGGCCGGCUUCGAGGUGCUGCUGGACGGCGCGCCGCUGCAGCUGCUGUUCACGCACAAGUUCCUCGUGGUGGCUGAUCCAGAAACGGAGAAAAUAGUCGAAAUGAUUGACUUCAGGUUCUGCACAGUUGGCCCGUACCAGGGACCUAUUAUUGAGCUUUGCGUGACACAGAGACGGGUGUCCAAAAUGACGGAGUCACGGGUGGACGAAGAUGAUGAAUAUCAGCUGAGCGCGGCGGCCAUGGCGCGCGUGGCUCGCUACACGGGCGCGGAAGCGGGCACGGGCGGCGGAAGCGGCGCCGGCGCCGGCGAGGCUCGCGUGCUAUCGCUGCUACCGCCGCCCGGCCGCUCGCUGGCGCUGCACGCGGCGCUGCUGGCCGCCUGCCGCCACAACAGCGGCCACCACUUCCCGCUGUUAUGAGACCCGCUGCGGCUCGAGCUGCGCUACUACGUGCACUCGCGCCGCUACUGCCCCACCUGCGAGCUCGUCGACGCGCCGCACACGCUGCGGGAACAGCUCUGUCCGCUGCUCAAGAUCAAGACGGACGCGCCCGCACACUAGCGACACAAUACUACAACUUCACACUAGCGCCACAAUACUACAACUUCACACUAGCGCCACAAUACUACAACUUAACACUAGCGCCAUAAUACUACAACUUCACACUAGCGCCACACAAUAUCACAACUUCACACUAGCGCCACACAAUAUCCCAACUUCACACUAGCGCCACACAAUAUCCCAACUUCACACUAGCGCCACACAAUAUCCCAACUUCACACUAGCGCCACACAAUAUCCCAACUUCACACUAGCGCCACACAAUAUCCCAACUUCACACUAGCGCCACACAAUAUCCCAACUUCACACUAGCGCCAACACAAUACUACAACUUCACACUAGCGCCAAAAAUA